ACCCACAGAGCUCCAGACCUAACGGAUAAGAAAUCAGGCCUCACUGGAGUCAUUCAAGCAAAAGUUGGACAACUACUUUUCCAGAACAGAAAGAAAACUCAUGCGUCAGAAAAGGUGACUAAUAAACGUACCAACAGAAUAUGGCUACACAAAUGCCAGAAACUGAUCAGAUAAAACAGUUUAAAGAAUUUCUUGGAACCUACAAUAAACUUACAGAAACCUGCUUUUUGGACUGUGUUAAAGACUUCACAACAAGAGAAGUAAAACCUGAAGAGACCACCUGUUCAGAACAUUGCUUACAGAAAUAUUUAAAAAUGACUCAAAGAAUAUCCAUGAGAUUUCAGGAAUAUCAUAUUCAGCAGAACGAAGCCCUGGCAGCCAAAGCAGGACUCCUUAGUCAGCCACGGUAGAGUCCUGCUGGAUAGACUCUCCAUCGAAGCCUGCCAACAGCUGCUGCUCUGGAAACGAGGAUUCAUCUGAUAGAAUCCCCUGAAAGCAGCAGCCACCAUGUUAACCAUCUGUCAUGACUGUUUGGCAAAUGGAAACCACUGGAGAAAAUAAAAUUGCUAUUUGCCAGGGAUAAUCAAAUUAGAAGGUUCAAAGAAAAUAGAAAGAUGCAACCUUUGUUGAGGCCUUAUUUUUUGGGAGCUUAGUCACUUGAUUAGAAAAAUAAACCAAU
Artibeus jamaicensis (Jamaican fruit-eating bat) is the source of this 679-nucleotide messenger RNA. RefSeq names its product mitochondrial import inner membrane translocase subunit Tim9. The coding region runs from base 141 to 410 and encodes 89 amino acids. The record is from RefSeq and is a predicted model, not a curated record. NCBI's taxonomy places the organism in Eukaryota, Metazoa, Chordata, Mammalia, Chiroptera, Phyllostomidae. The transcript has a single exon.